Saccostrea echinata is the source of this 1213-nucleotide messenger RNA. RefSeq names its product beta-1,4-N-acetylgalactosaminyltransferase bre-4-like. The transcript is spliced from 7 exons. Gene Ontology annotation, biological process: carbohydrate metabolic process. The coding region runs from base 57 to 887 and encodes 276 amino acids. Gene Ontology annotation, molecular function: glycosyltransferase activity. Lineage: Eukaryota; Metazoa; Mollusca; Bivalvia; Ostreida; Ostreidae. The record is from RefSeq and is a predicted model, not a curated record.
GUAUCAGUGUAGAUAAAAAUCCUCUGAAAUGGAAUGUCAUCCAGGAGAAAUACCAUAUGGUGGUCAACGGUAGUCAUCGGCCUGGACAUUGCACUUCUAGGAGCAAAGUAGCCAUUCUCAUUCCCUAUCGUGAUAGGGACAGCCAUCUUAGAAUAUUUCUCAACAACAUGCAUACCUUUCUUAUGAAGCAACAGUUAGAUUAUGGGAUAUACGUCGUAGAACUUGAUAAGGAUAUUCCAUUCAACAGAGGGUUUUUAUUUAAUGUUGGAUUUAUGGAAGCCAGCAGUGACUAUGACUUUGAUUGUUUUAUAUUCCAUGAUGUGGAUCUGCUUCCUAUGAAUGACUUAAACUUGUACUCAUGUCCAGAUCAACCAAGACACAUGUCUGUCGCCAUUGACAAAUACAAAUACAAACUUCUUUAUCCUAAGAAUUUUGGCGGGGUUUCUUCGUUGACCAAAGAACAAUUUACAGCCGUUAAUGGAUUCUCAAACUGGUUCUUUGACUGGGGUGGUGAAGAUGAUGAUUUGUACAAUAGAAUUGUUUCCAGUAAGAUGACGAUAUCUAGAGUCAUGAGUGACGUAGCUAGAUAUACCAUGCUCUCACACAAGCAAGCAGUGGCCAACCCUCAGAGGGGGACAAUUUUAAAGACAGGAAAACAACGCAUGGAAAACGAUGGAUUAAAUUCGUUACAUUACAAAAUAGUGGAAAAGACCCACAGAAAAUUAUUUGUUCAUAUAAAAGUGUCAAUAGACCCAAAAGAGUUGACAAAUUUCGUUCAAAACAUCCAAACGUUUGUGAAAAACCAUACUCCAUCGAACACCUCGUCAAAAUCUCACCAGAAGUUAAGGCGGUUCUCCAAGAUUAAAGGGAGAGUGAAGUUCAAAUAGUUGACAUCACUAGACACCCAGGUACAUGAAGAAUUUAAAGAUAUUUUUUUUGAUAGUGCACACAACUGUCUGAACUAAGUUGUCUGUGGUUAGACGAAGACUGUGCGUGUGUCCUCAGACAAUAUAUGUAUAAUAUGGUGCUAUCUAUGGACGAGUUAUAAUUGUUCUCCGAGUUUGGAGUCUUUCUGAGGAGUUGCCUUUUCCCUUUUCUAUAAUACAACUCUGUAUUUCAGACCUGAUUUUAUUCUAAGAUGUAUUAAAGGGUAAAAAAACUAAAUAGAAUUUAUUUUAUGCAAGCUUACUUUCUUUAAGCAUCAUUUCUUAUA